Molecule: messenger RNA, 7009 nt
Organism: Ictalurus furcatus (blue catfish)
Lineage: Eukaryota; Metazoa; Chordata; Actinopteri; Siluriformes; Ictaluridae
Gene: gpd2
Product: glycerol-3-phosphate dehydrogenase 2 (mitochondrial)
Exons: 16
Coding region: 1016-3169 (717 amino acids)
Biological process (GO): glycerol-3-phosphate metabolic process
Cellular component (GO): glycerol-3-phosphate dehydrogenase (FAD) complex; mitochondrion
Molecular function (GO): glycerol-3-phosphate dehydrogenase (quinone) activity; calcium ion binding
Source: RefSeq, a predicted model, not a curated record
CUAGCUUUUUUAUGUCUUUAAUAUUUAAUAUUUCUUUUAAUUUAAUUUGUUUAUUUAAUGCUUCAACUAGCUUUACUUAUUUAUUUGUCAUGAUAACUAGAUUUACUUUGUUUGUUUUUAACAUGACCACUGCCUUUCUUUUUUUUUUCUUUAAUUCAUGAUAUAGUGGUUAGUGGCUUAGUGGUUAACAUGUUCGCCUUACACCUCCAGGGUUGGGGGUUCGAUUCCCAUCACAACCCUUUGUGAGCGGAGUUUGCAUGUUCUCACCGUGCUGCGUGGGUUUUCACCACCAGUCCAAAGACAUGUGCUGAUCGGCAUGUCCAAAAGUGUCCGUAGUGUGUGAUUGUGCCCUGUGAUGGAUUGGCACCCUGUCCAGGGUGUACCCCGCCUUGUGCCCCAUGCCUCCUGGGAUAGGCUCCAGGUUCCCUGUGACCCUGAAGGAUAAGCAGUAUAGAAAAUGGGUGGAUGGAUCAUGAUAACUUUUUUCUUUCUUUCUAUGACUAGAUUUAUUUAUUUAUCAUGACAUCUUUCUUUUUACUUUCUAUCUAUCUAUCUAUCUAUCUUCCUAUGACUAGAUUUAUUUAUUUAUCAUGAUAACUUCUUUCUUUUUCUUUCUUUGUUUCUUGGUUUCUUUCUUUCUCUGACUAGCUUAUUUCUUUCUUUAUUUAACAUAAUAAAUAACUCUAUUUUUAUUUAUGCAGGAUGACUAGCUUUAUUUAUUAGUUUAUUUGUAUAUUCAUUGAUUUAAUAAUUUGAUACAUAGGAAUCAACUAAUAUUGAUAUAAAAUUUUUUUUAUAUAGUUUUAAAGACUAUUUCAUCUGCACCGGUCCUGCAAAACUAAUCAUCCAGUUACAUCUAGUUUAGACUAACCCUGACCCCUAACCCUAACCCCUUACCCUAUGUCUCCACCGACAUGUUCGAUGUAAUCACUGAGCUUUACAUGUGGGUGAAAAACACCACGUUGUGUUCACAUUCACGAACUCUCAUUAACACAAACUUUUGUUCUGUCUCUUGAUGUUUAUUUUUCCCCAUCUGUUUAUUCAUCCAUCUGCCUGCUGCAUUCCCUCAACAACACAGCCUAAAUGGGCUCGGCUGGCGUACAUGGAGGCAGAAGGGAAGCUGAAGAUGCCGUUCGAGGACAGGUUGCCGACACGUGAGGAACAGCUCGCAGCGCUGCAGGACACGCCCGAAUUCGACGUGUUGGUCGUGGGGGGUGGAGCUACGGGUUCAGGAUGCGCUUUAGAUGCAGUCACGCGCAAUCUGAAGACGGCCCUGGUGGAGAGGAGCGACUUCUCAUCAGGCACCAGCAGCAGGAGCACCAAGCUGAUCCACGGAGGAGUGCGUUAUCUGCAGAAGGCCAUCAUGAAGCUAGAUUAUGAACAGUACAUGAUGGUGAAAGAGGCACUACAUGAGCGCGCUAACCUUCUGGAAAUCGCUCCUCACCUGUCCGCUCCACUACCCAUCAUGCUCCCUGUUUACAAGUGGUGGCAGCUGCCGUAUUACUGGGCCGGUAUAAAGAUGUAUGACCUGGUGGCUGGAACUCAGUGCCUGAAGAGCAGCUACAUCCUGAGCAAGAGCAAAGCCCUGGAGCUUUUCCCCAUGCUAAAGAAGGACAAGCUGGUCGGCGCCAUCGUCUACUACGAUGGCCAGCACAACGAUUCCCGCAUGAAUUUAGCUAUCGCUCUGACGGCGGCUCGCUACGGCGCCGCUAUCGCUAACUACACAGAGGUGAUGCAGCUGCUGAAGGCUACAGACCCGGUCACAGGGAAAGAGAAAGUGUGCGGAGCGCGCUGCCGAGACGUGAUCACAGGCCGGGAGUUUAACGUGCGUGCCAAGUGCGUCAUCAAUGCCACGGGCCCCUUCACCGACUCGCUGCGCAAAAUGGAUAACGAGAAGACGGCCAACAUCUGCCAGCCGAGCGCCGGAGUGCACAUCGUCAUCCCCGGAUACUACAGCCCGGACAACAUGGGGCUUUUGGAUCCCGCCACCAGCGAUGGGCGUGUCAUCUUCUUCCUGCCCUGGGAGAAAAUGACUAUCGCCGGGACAACAGACACACCCACCGACGUGACAGCCCAUCCCAUCCCCAUGGAGGAGGACAUCAACUUCAUCCUGAGCGAGGUCCGACACUACCUCAGCCCUGACGUGGAAGUGCGGAGAGGAGAUGUCCUGGCAGCCUGGAGCGGCAUCCGUCCACUAGUCACUGACCCCAACUCUAAAGACACCCAGUCCAUCUGCCGCAACCACGUCGUCAACAUCAGCGAGAGCGGCCUGGUCACCAUCGCCGGUGGCAAGUGGACCACCUAUCGCUCGAUGGCUGAGGAGACCCUGGACGCUGCGAUAAAGGAACACAAGCUUCACGCCGGACCAAGCAGAACCGUGGGUCUGACGCUGGAUGGAGGGAAGGACUGGACCCCAACCCUCUACAUCAGACUGGUCCAGGACUACGGUCUGGAGAACGAGGUUGCCCAGCACCUCGCAGCUACCUACGGAGGGAGGGCGUUUGAAGUCGCCAAGAUAGCGCAGGUCACAGGAAAGAGAUGGCCCAUAGUGGGAAAGCGGCUCGUAUCAGAAUUCCCUUACAUCGAGAGUGAGGUGAUGUACGCUAUUAAAGAGUACGCAUGCACAGCGAUUGAUAUGAUCUCUCGGAGGACGCGGCUGGGUUUCCUGAAUGUCCAGGCUGCUGAUGAAGCUCUUCCACGCAUCGUCGAGAUCAUGGCCAAGGAGCUGAAGUGGAGCGAGGAGAAGAAGAAAGAGCAAAUGGAGGCUGCUAAACAGUUCCUGUACCAGGAGAUGGGCUAUAAAGCUCGCUCCGAACAGCUCACCAAGACGUCCGAGAUCUCACUCACGCACGAGCAGGUGGCCAGAUAUAAGAAGCGUUUCUACAAAUUUGACAAAGAUAGCAAAGGCUUCAUCACAACAUUGGAUGUGCAGCAAGUCCUAGAGAAACUGAGCAUUCAGAUCGACGAGAACGCCCUGCACGAGAUCCUCAACGAGGUCGAUCUGAACAAGAACGGACAGGUGGAACUGGACGAGUUUCUGCAGCUCAUGAGUGCCGUUCAGAGGGGACAAAUCUCAGACAGCCGAUUGGCCAUCCUGAUGAGGACAGUGGAGGAAGGGUUGGACUCCAGAGGACCGGUGUCGGUGGACCGCAGUGGUGGAGGAGUGUGAGGCUCGAGAACUUACAACCAGAACCACAGGUCUGAACCACAGGUCUGAACCACAGGUGUCCACUGAAAAUCACAUUUAAAAAAACAAAAAACACCUGAGUUCUUUUAUUAUCGUUCAUUUUUAUGUUGCUUUGCAUUUAUUUAAAGCAGUUUUUUAACAGUAUAAACUUUUGGAUAUGUCUGAAAGCAUUCUUUUAAUCACUGGGGGAGACGAAUUCAGACAAUAUUUACUUGAGAGUGUGCCGGUAACGCAUCGUCAUGACCUGACGCCAUCUAAACAGUCAGAAAUAUUAAGUUUAGCUAUGCUUUAAAAUGUUUUGAAACACACGAACUAACAUCGUGGCAAGUUUAAAAUGCGAUUUUCUGUAUUACAUACACGACUAAUAGCAUGCUGCCGGGUUUGUUCUUCGUUAACGUAGUUGUAAUCGACGCCCGGGGAUGCUUGAUGUUCACACCAUUUUAUAAAAUGCAUGAUUUUGUCUAUUUUCUAUAAGAACUGACGGCAAAAAAACAAUCCACAAACAUCGUAAAAUGUCACUAAAGCAUAUUUGGAUAGCGAUAUCUACGUUAGAGUGACAUGGGGUGACUGAUUUUGUGGGUUUCUUCUACUAAGAACCUAAAUGUUUUUUGAUAAAAUAACAUUGUGAACUGUGAAUAUUUAGCACUACAAUCAUAAUAUUAUGGCUUACAUGAGGUGAGGCCCAUUUAAUUAUGACACUCUUGGACAUUUUUUCCCCAAGGGAUGUGACUAUUAGCAGUAACAUUUCUAAGCACUUUUCCAAACUAUUUAUUGCUUCACAACUGCUGGAAUUGUGGAAUUGUUUUAAAAAAAAAUCAAAACAUCUAUACGCCUCAUGGAGCUGUUAUAACCGAAACACUGGUUAUUAUUGACCUUCACGCCAAAUUUAGCUUGUUUGAAAAUGCAGCUGUUGUAGAAAACAGGUCCGUGUUGAAUAUCUGGCAAAAUAGGGACAGAGACAUUUACACACCUUGCUUGAGUGAAAAUUUGGUGUGAUCUGCCUGUUGUAGGCUGGCUCAGUACAUGGAGCAAUACUGAAGUGCUGUGUAGUGAACAUGUCUUGAAACGUUUUUACAACAUGGCUGUGCCCUCGGCUCAGCGUGCGCAAGUUUCAUGCUUUUAUUUUGUCUUCAAACUCACUCUCUGUCCCAGGAAUUUUUAAAAAGUACAUUACUAUACUAUUUAGGGGUCCAGGCCCAGCUGACAAGAAAAGGUCCUCAGGACGUCCCCUAAAUGGCCUCUACGAACGUCCCCCGAACAUCCACGUAUAGGGUCCAUAGGACGUCGAAGGGGACGUUCACAGGACGUCCAGCGGCCAUUCGGGACGCUUAGGGGACUUUCGCUGAAAUUAACACAUUCAGUAGUGUUAUGAUUUGAUAUCCUCUGACGUCCUCGGAACGUCCACCAGCGAACGUUAUAAACCCCGGGACCAAAUACGGACCUAAAUGGACAUUCGCGACAUCCCGGGGACGUCCCGUGCUUGCUGGGGUGACACUAUAGUGAUAUUAUGUUGUCUUAUUCUUCUUCUUAUUCUUAUUAUUAUUAUUACUAUUAAAUAUAUGCAAUGGUUAUCUAUAGCAGCCAAGAGACUUGGAAUAUCGAAUAUGGCACACUGAACCAGUCCCAAACUGAUAUCUACUCAACCGUUUUUGGAUAUCUCUGAUUCUUACUCUGUAGAGCAGCACCAACAGGCAAAAGCUGGACACAUGUUUAAUUCCACAACUCUGGAACUGCUCCAAUUUUAACGGUUCUGUAGGUCAUCGAUGGUUACAAUUGCUUCAAGGUCCACUGUAUUGGAAUGGCCGCCAUCUUGUGAAACCUCCUACGGAUCUGGUCAUCAUGAAUCUCGAAUUACAUGAUCAUGAGACUAGCCCUGAAAGAAAAGCUAUGGAAGGAUACUCAUAAUUGAUGACCAAUAACAGAAUAACAAAGUUAAUAGCAAUGGCGCCAAACAAAAAGUGAGUCUGUAUCUGUUUUUCGCCAAACUACGUAGGUGGAUUUAAGACCAUGACCUAAAUGUCAUUCCACCUUCAAAGGUGCGGUUUAAUUAAAAGAUAACAUCAGAUGCUCAUGAAAAUGUCUCCCAAAAUAAAAAAUAAAUAAAUAAAAAAUGAAUCAUCAUGAAAGCGAACAAAUGGUUGUAACUUCUAGGUCAAGCAAGUCCAUCACUUAGUGCUUGGACCUUUAAUCGCUGGUGCAUUUCUAUACAAUUUGGUAUUCAGAACUAUUCAGCAGUAACACAAUAGCCAAGUUAAAAGCAAUGAUGCCAUACAAGAAGUAACCCACUAUCUCUUACCAUGAACUUGGUAGGUGGGUUUAAGACCAUACCCUAAAGAUCGCCAAUCACUGUUGUGUCAUUUUACCAGGAAGUGGUGCUAUAAUUAACUAUAAUGAGCAUUACAUUCUCAUGAAAUGUCUCACCUCCCUUGUGACAUUAAAAUGUCCAUCAUUUGACUCUUUAUGGAACCAAAUAAAAAGUCAUAACUUCUACAUCACAUAGUGCUCAGAAACUGUUGAAUGUAAGAUUUUCCGCCAUUACGGCAUCCACAAGUAAAUUUGAAGUCGCGUGUAUCAGUGUGUACACCACUGUGUAUAAUACUGUAGUUAACAAAUUCAGAAUUGCUGCUUUUUAAUCUUGUGCAAUAAUAAUAAUAUUCUGCUGUGUUGUAUUUUGUUGCUGUAUUGUUGCUCUGUCAUGGAUGCAUGCAGUGCCAUUAGCGUUCCUUGCUGGUUAGCAUGACCAGUGUGUGACGAGUGCCGUCCUAGUGUCCUAGCACCUGUUAUAGUUUUUUUUAGCUGUGCCAUUUGUGUCGUUCAUACGCUGUGAUUGUACAAGGACACGCCUGAACGGUCGUGGCAUGAACGCGUGCGAGAUACUGUUGGCCAAGCUACUGUGAUGCACUUUUCCUACACGUCUUCUCCUUUUCCUGUUCAAGUUUGCACUCACUGCACAAUUGUACACAUGCACUGAUACUGAUUUCCCAGCACUCCUGCCAUGUCAUUGGUCUAUAUGUCACUUUUUCUCAGGCAAUAGUCAAAAUAUGGAACCAAAUGAAAAGGACGGUCCGUCACUUAGUGCUUGGACCCCCUAAUCGCUUAAUAGUACAGUGCUAUAGUAUUCACUUGUGGUUAUUUUAUUUUUUAAAUUUUUUUUUGCAUUGCUCUAUUAGACCUUUUUAUGCUAUUGAAUUAAUGGGUUUUUUUUUCCACUUCAAUACGCACAAUGUUUCCAUUCCGUUUCAUUCAAUCAAAAAGAAAAUUCAUCUUGUUGUCUUAAAUCUUUACGAUUUGUUACUGGUUGUGUGCUUUAUUAUAAUUUCAAUCAAAUUAUUAUUAUUAUUAUUAUUAUUAUUAUUACUAUUAUUAUUAUUAUUAUUAUUGUGCUUCUGCAAUCUUUAGGAUGUGCUAGCUUUAAACAUUUAUAACGAAUACAUUUAAUGUGCCUUGUUUUCUAUCAAGAGAACACUGUAAUAAUACCGUAUAUUUUACUAUUUUAAUUUCUUUGUGUAUAUUAUUACUAUUAUUAUUAUUAUUAUUAUUAUUUAGACAGUAAAUUUUGAGAAAUGGCUACUUUUAUGUGCCUGGAUCUCUGGACGCAGUGCGACAGCUGUUCCAGUGUGAACGUAUGAUACAACAGGAGUUAAAUGAUUGACUUGUCUGUUGUAUGUUGUGGCUGGAUGAAAUAUCACACUGUUCCUGACUGAAAGAGAUGUGUUUGAGCAAAAAAAUUUUUUAACUGUAUAGUAAAUUACUCUGCAACACCCGAGUAAUGUAAUUAUGGAAUUAAGUAUAAUUAAACACAAUUAAACAUAUCUGAUUGCA